AGGUCCUCCCGGCCUGUGUCUGCUGUUUUACGCUCAUCUGGGGCCACAGUGCACGUGCGAAAAGGUGGCUCCGCCCCUUUGCCCACUGCUGCAUUUCUCAUGCUGCCCGCGCGCCUAGCUCGCAGGCUUCUUUGCGGCUUCUUGCGGGGACCCACUCCCACUGUAACGCGCCACGGCGUCCGGGAGACGCUCCUCCAGAGAUGCGCUACCGAUUCCUGCCCCCGACACCCAGCGGGCCUGGGACGUGGCCUUCCUCGUGGCGCGACGGCGACUGGGGGUAACCCAGGAGGGGCUGACCUGGAGGAGAGUUUUCUGUUCCCUGAGUACGUCCCGGAUUCGGAAUCGGAAGCGACCCUCCAAGACCAGCUGCGGGAUUUGCAGCAGCGGCAGGAGGAGGAGGAGAGACGGAUAGAGCAGCGGCGGGAGGAGAGGCGGCAGCGGAAGUUAGGCGCCGGCCGGCGGGUUCACCAAGCGGUGGGGCACCCGGACCCGACGGUGCCGCCCAGCGGCCAGAACUGUUCUGGCUGCGGUGCGGAGCUGCACUGCCAGGACCCCGGCGUGCCCGGCUACCUGCCCAGCGAGAAGUUUAACAGCGCGGUGGCGGAGGAAGGGGGCCUGGAGCGGACCGUAUGCCAGCGGUGCUGGCUGCUGGUGCAUCACCGGCGCGCCCUGCGCCUUCAGGUGAGCCAGGAGCAGUUCCUGGAGCUGGUGAGCGCCGCGCUGCGGCGGCCCGAGCCCGCCCUGGUGCUGUACAUGGUGGACCUGCUGGAUCUGCCCGACGCCCUGCUGCCCCACCUGCCCGCCCUGGUGGGCCCCAAGCAACUGAUCGUGCUGGGAAACAAGGUGGACCUGCUGCCCCAGGACACUCCCAACUACCGGCAGCGGCUCCGGGAGCGACUGUGGGACGAAUGUAUCGGCGCCGGGCUCCUGCCGCCCCGCGGCUACCGAAGACCUCAGCAUCCCAGCGGGGACCGGCCACGGGACGGGGAGGACAACGCGAAUCUUCCGUCGAAGUCCAGCACGGUGCUCAGAGACGUGAGGCUCAUCAGCGCCAAGACGGGUUAUGGAGUUGAGGAGUUGAUCUCCGCGCUCCAGCGCUCCUGGCGCUACCGCGGCGACGUCUACCUGGUUGGCGCCACCAACGCUGGCAAGUCCACUCUUUUCAAUACGCUUCUGGAGUCCGAUUAUUGCAUCGCCAAGGGCGCUGAAGCUAUCGACAGGGCCACCAUCUCCCCUUGGCCUGGUACUACAUUAAAUCUUCUGAAGUUUCCUAUUUGUAACCCAACUCCUUACAGAAUGUUUCAAAGGCAAAAAAGGCUUAAAAGAGAUGCAACUGAAGCAGAAGAAAAUCUUAGUCAACAAGAACAAAAUAAACUGAAUCUCUUAAAAAAGCAUGGUUAUUUAGUAGGAAGGGUUGGAAGAACAUUCUCAUAUUCAGAAGCACAGAAGGAUAAAGCUGCCUUUGAAUUUGAUGCCGAUUCAUUUGCCUUUGACAUGGGAAAUGAACCUGUUAUGGCCGCAGAUAAAUCCACCAAACGAGUAAAACUGACCCCAGAAGAUGUGAAAGAUGCCCACUGGUUUUAUGACACCCCUGGAAUUACAAAAGAAAAUUGUAUUUUAAGUCUUCUAACAGAAAAAGAAGUAAAUGUUGUAUUGCCAACACAUUCCAUUAUUCCAAGAACUUUUAUGCUAAAACCAGGAAUGGUUCUAUUUUUGGGUGCCUUAGGCCGCAUAGAUUUUCUGAAGGGAAAUCAGUCAGCUUGGUUUACAGUUGUGGCUUCCAACUUCCUUCCUGUUCACAUUACUUCGUUGGACAAGGCGGAUACUAUGUAUCAGAAGCACGCAGGUCAUAUGCUACUGAAGGUACCAAUGGGUGGAGAAGAAAGAAUGGCAGAAUUUCCUCCUCUUGUUGCUGAAGACAUCACAUUAGAUGGAGGACUUGGGCAAUCUGAAGCAGUGGCUGACAUCAAGUUCUCCUCUGCAGGUUGGGUAGCAGUAACACCACAGCUUAAGGACACACUGCACCUCCGAGGCUAUACACCUCAAGGGACAGUUCUGACAGUCCGGCGUCCUCUCUUGCCACAUAUAGUUAACAUCAAAGGAAAGCGCAUCAGAGGAAGUGUGGCGUAUCAAACCAAAAGGCCUCCGGCCCUCGUGUACAAUCUGCAGAAGAAAAGAUAGACACGUGAAGCUGACCUGUUCACACUGAAGAUGAACUGUAUAGAACAUUCUGUGUGCAUCACACUGCAUUUUAUUAAAUACUGCUAUAAUAAAGCCCCCUCAUCCUUUUUAAACUGCCAAGGACCAUGCCUCUUUUUAAUGAAUUGAGUUUGUAAACACCUUAUUUUUUUAGGAGGGUACAUACACGUGUGUAUCUGUGAUUCAAACAUACCUAAAAAAGAGUUCUGCUACAUUAUUUUCUCCCACUAGUAUUUGUUAUUGAGACCAGAUGGCACUUCUCAUUUAGAAUCUAGUUGAAAGAGGAGCUUAGCAGUUGGCUUAAGAGAAAAUGGCAGGAAGUUAAUUUCUCCAAACUAUGCUGGCUUAAAUGAGAGAGAAGUGAGUUAGCGGCUGCACUUCAUGUGGUCAGCCAAGCACCCAGCUGGGGAACACUCCAUGGCGUCCGUCUCUGGGUCUAAGGCAGUUGCUCAGGUUGUCAUCCUCUCACAGCAACGGGAAGAGAAGAGUAGAGAGUCAAGAGCACGCAGCUACCGCCCUGAAAGAAGGGAAGAGCUGGAAGCUGCCCACAUCACAGUGUCCCGUGGUCAAUAUUUCCACGGCCACACCCUGCCAUGAGGAAGCUGGAGGAUGUAAACGGAAAUGCGGAGUCAGAUUUGUAUUACUUAGAGGAAGCAGCAGUGAAAGAAAUCUGGAAAACAAGUAGAAAUUUCCCUUACGUAAUCUAAAAGUGCCUGAAAAUCUUAGAAAAGGAUUUAUAUCUUUUUGGAAUCUGAGGUCUAUUCUGCAAGGAUCAGAGCACUUCAACUAUUUUAUAACAUUUGUCUGUAAACACUGUACAUAAAACAUCACACCAGUCAGAAGUCUUUACCUUCAGGCAUUCCUAGUAGAGUAAGUGGCCCUACAGCUGUGGACAAUGAAUUGGCAAGUCAAGUCCCAGGUCCCAUGAUGAGAUGAAUGCUGUGACGUUAACUGGCCUGAAACAGAUCCCUGAACUUCCUGUAGACUUAGGGUUAGCAUUAACUUUCUAAUAGUCCUGCACUCUCUGACAACAUAUACAC
Molecule: messenger RNA, 3239 nt
Organism: Dama dama (fallow deer)
Lineage: Eukaryota; Metazoa; Chordata; Mammalia; Artiodactyla; Cervidae
Product: nitric oxide-associated protein 1
Exons: 7
Coding region: 100-2181 (693 amino acids)
Molecular function (GO): GTP binding
Source: RefSeq, a predicted model, not a curated record